Molecule: messenger RNA, 353 nt
Organism: Racocetra persica
Lineage: Eukaryota; Fungi; Glomeromycota; Glomeromycetes; Diversisporales; Gigasporaceae
Source: the annotation of a GenBank genome assembly
AAAGAAGAGUUGUAAUAAAACUCGCGGUACCCGAUCUUUUAGCGAAAGAUCUCGCUGAAUCUGUAAAUAUUUUGGGAUUAUCUUGUGUAUUUGAGUCACAUAAAACACAUCACAGAAAUUGGGCUAAUCCCAGAAAGAUUUUGUUUGGAAAAAGGGAAGAGUUAAUCAAGAAAAUGGCAUCAGUAAUGUCAGAGGGUCAAAAAACCAAUCCACAAUUUCCGCCCAGCCAUUCCCCAGCAGUAUCUAGGGGCAUAUUGAAAGAGGAAAAAAGUAACGAUUCUGGGUCUACGGCUAGUUCUGCUUCAGCUCCAGGAAGUGGAUCAAAUACUUCAACUGCUUCACUUCAAAAGAAG